Molecule: messenger RNA, 1118 nt
Organism: Bipolaris sorokiniana ND90Pr
Lineage: Eukaryota; Fungi; Ascomycota; Dothideomycetes; Pleosporales; Pleosporaceae
Exons: 5
Coding region: 1-777 (258 amino acids)
Source: RefSeq, a predicted model, not a curated record
AUGAGAGUUUUGGCUUUCUUGUGUGGUGGAAUUGUCGAUUCUGGAAUUAUUGAUCUUGGAAGUGUAUCUGCCUCAUCGCAAAGGUUUACCAAAGCAUGCAUCGGAAGUGUCUGUGUGGUUUGGUGGGGCGAACCAUCCAAUGAUGCGCGUCAUGCGCGUUUCGUUUUGCCCGUAACUGGAGCGUCAGGGCUGAAGCGGCCGACGUUGCCGAUGGACCCAGAGCAUCGGCCCUUUAUUGUGUAUGAGGCAGAGUGGGCCUCAGACAAGGACUGUGGCACGAGGAUAGGUGGUGAGGAACGGCCAACGCCUGGAGCCGCCUGUGCCACGGCGACGCCGAAGGGAAGAAGCUUUGUCGACAGCGGGCGUGUAUGGGCGAGAAAGAAACAACGGCGGCGCGAGGAGGACAGCGAUAGGGUGGUAGGGUGGGAGGAUAGAUUAGCAUUGGCACUCUACCCCACGCUGGGUGCGGCGCAGGAAAUGAGGAACAGGCUAGCAACCUGCCUGAUUGGGCCAAGUGAGGCACCCUCAAACAUCAGCCUGUGUGGCGCCACCAAUGAGAGCCCGCCAGCCCGCCAGCCCAGCACAGGGCCCAGCAGAGGACCAGCCGCUCGCGCAGGGCAGUGGAUCAAAGACGCCCCGAGCAUCCGCACGCGCUCUCUUACUGCCACUCGUGCCCAUUACACCCUCGACGACAGCGACGACAGCAACGACAACGGCAGCCACACAAACGCUGCCGGGUGUAUCUAUAGACACUUGUACAUAGACGCGGGCGCUUGACAUUCACACUCUCUUGGUACCCCCAUCGCCACUGCCCUCUCGGUGCACAAUCGCACCUGCCGUUCCUUUAACGCCCGCAGUCAGCACCACCUCAGCAACAACCCGCGUGUUCACUGUGCCCGCACUCGCCUUCACUGCGGCGCAAAAAAAACUUCAACAAUCCACCCUCGCAGCGACAAUCGCUCCGCUCGCCCUUUUGGCUUUCCACGGGCAAUCUCUCUCGGUCUCGGUUUCUCCGCCGUCACCGCUGUGCCCAAGCCUUGUGCCUCAAACGUGAGACGCUCCACCCAACACGCGUAUUUUCUUAUGCACACCACGCCCCCGUACCAACUGAACACCUA